AUGGGAAAACGAGAGAAAGAUCACUUAAUUAUGGACGAUGUUUACAAUGGUGUUGGUUCUAUUGGUACAUUUCUUGAAGGACCAGUUAUUGCUUGGAUUGUUGCUCAAUAUGGUUGGUCAGCUAUGUUUACUUGUAUGAUUUUCUUAAGUAUUUUUGGUGCAUUAACAUCAUUUCGAGCUGCUCGUUAUCAACGUAUGAUCAAACUUUCAACAUCAUCAGUAUCAUCACUUGAACAAAUUAUUUCAUAA
Messenger RNA from Adineta steineri, 249 nucleotides. The record is from the annotation of a GenBank genome assembly. NCBI's taxonomy places the organism in Eukaryota, Metazoa, Rotifera, Eurotatoria, Adinetida, Adinetidae.